CUUGAUCGGAAGCCUCGCAGAUCUGGGCCCAGGAGGUCUCCUCUCACGUCGCCCUCCCCACUGAAGCAGGCGGGUUUGCUAUGGGACCCGCCGCACAGCUCGUUGGUCCCGAGUUACUCCCAUGGCCGAUCAGCCACCGAUGGAUCCGACAUAUGCCGCCGAGAAUAGGGCAUGGGUCGCCAUCAGCGUCGCGUCAGUAACACUGUUCCUGGCCACGCUGUCCGUCCUGCUGCGUGUCUAUACCCGCAUGGCCUUGAUCAAACAGUUUGGCAGGGACGACUUUGCGGCCGUUGUCACUAUGCUCAUUGCUCUUGGCUGCGGCGCCGCUGUGUUGACAAAUGUCAAGUACGGGCUUGGUCGCCACAUGGGGACGUUUGAUGCCUCAAACAUCCCUCUGUACUUCCGGUCGUUCUACGUUUCCAUCGUCCUGUACAACGCCACCUUGAUGUCGGUGAAGAUCACCUUUCUGCUCCAGUACCACCGCGUGUUCACGAUGCGGAAAAUGCGCAUCUUCGUCCUCGCGGCGCUCGGGCUCAUCGGGUGCUGGUCCGUGUCCCAGCUGCUCGUUUCCAUCUUCAACUGCACCCCCAUUUACAAGUUCUGGAUGCGGGAUUCUGACGGGACGUGCAUUCCCAACCUCCCAUUCUGGUACAUCAAUGCCGCCGGGAACAUCAUCACCGACGUCGUCAUCUUUGUGCUACCUCUUCCCGUCCUGGGCAGCCUGAAACUCCGGAGACCCCAGAAGCUUCUCCUCGUCGGCAUCUUCAGCCUUGGAUUCUUCACCUGCGCUAUCUCCGUCAUCCGAAUCCGGUACCUCCACACCAGCGACGACGCCACGUGGGACAACGUCGGCCUCUCGACCUGGUCCGUCACCCAGAUCUCCGCGGCCAUCAUCUGCGUGUGCCUGCCCACCCUCCGGCCGGUCGUGUCCAAGCUCGCGCCCACCCUCCUCUCCUCCCGCAGCCUCACAAACACUAAGGGCUACCAGCAGCACUCGUACGGCCGCGACCCGCCCAACUCGCGCUCGGGCCCCGGUUCCCACCACCGCCACCUCGAGAGCAGCUUCGGCAAGGACAGCUGCGCCAGCAACAGCAGCCGCCGCGGCGUCCUGUCCGCCGAGGAGCUGGAGCUGCGCCACAUGGACAGCGACCCGGACGGCCCGCAGGAGCUGCAGCACCAGAGCCAGCAGCAGCAGCAGCCGGACCGCAACGCCGUCGGUGUCGCGGUCGGGGGCGGCGGCGGCGAGCGCGGGUCGCGGACCGACCUCGGGCACGCGCGCCUGGGGUCCGCGUUUGACAACGACGAGCAGCUCGGCCUGAGGUCGUCGGUCAAGACCGAGGUCCGGGUCGCGCCACAGCCGACGUGGCAGAGGAUGGGGCCCAAUGGCAGGGGCAUCGGCAUCCAGAGGGACGUCAUCAUUGCGAAAUCUGGCUUUUAGGUAUGGGACUUUAUUUUGUACGAUACGUAUGGGGGGUGGCGAGAUGGAGGGACAAAAAAAAAAGCGGGAAAAGCGAUUGUUAGA
This is a messenger RNA of Phialemonium atrogriseum, 1522 nucleotides long. RefSeq lists its product as uncharacterized. The record is from RefSeq and is a predicted model, not a curated record. The transcript has 5 exons. The coding region runs from base 122 to 1438 and encodes 438 amino acids. Lineage: Eukaryota; Fungi; Ascomycota; Sordariomycetes; Cephalothecales; Cephalothecaceae.